GGUGUCAUCGACAUAAGAGAUGUCGUUUCUAGUCUAUCUCUUUCUAUUUCUAUAUUUAUAUAUGGAAAGUUAAAGUUAAAAAAUCAUCAUAUAAUAAUCCAGAAAUUGCAAUACAAACGAAAAAGGGAGGUUUGUGAUGAUUUUUCAAUCUUUUCUACUAGGUAAUCUAGUAUCCUUAGGCAUGAAGAUAAUCAAUUCGGUCGUUGUGGUCGGACUCUAUUAUGGAUUUCUGACCACAUUCUCCAUAGGGCCCUCUUAUCUCUUCCUUCUCCGAUCUCAGGUUAUGGAAGAAGGAGAAGAAGGAACCGAGAAGAAGGUAUCAGCAACAACUGGUUUUAUUAUGGGACAGCUCAUGAUGUUCAUAUCGAUCUAUUAUACGCCUCUGCAUCUAGCAUUGGGUAGACCUCAUACAAUAACUGUCCUAGCUCUACCCUAUCUUUUGUUUCAUUUCUUCUGGAACAAUCACAAACACUUUUUUGAUUAUGGAUCUACUAGCAGAAAUUCAAUGCGUAAUCUCAGCAUUCAAUGUGUAUUCCUGAAUAAUCUCAUUUUUCAAUUAUUCAACUAUUUCAUUUUACCAAGUUCAACGUUAGCCAGAUUAGUCAACAUUUAUAUGUUUCGAUGCAACAACAAGAUGUUAUUUGUAACAAGUAGUUUUGUUGGUUGGUUAAUUGGUCACAUUUUAUUCAUGAAAUGGGUUGGAUUGGUAUUAGUCUGGAUACAGCAAAAUCAUUCUAUUCGAUCUAAUAAGUACCUUGUGUCAGAAUUGAGAAAUUCUAUGGCUCGAAUCUUUAGUAUUCUCUUCUUUAUUACCUGUGUCUACUAUUUAGGCAGAAUGCCGUCACCUAUUUUUACUAAAAAACUGAAAGAAACCCCAGAAACGAAAGAAAGUGAGGAAGAAACAGAACAGGAAGAAGAGGGAUUCACCGAAGAAGAUCCUUCUCCUUCCCUUUUUUCGGAAGAAAAGGAGGAUCCGGACAAAAUCCAAAUCGAUGAAAUGGAAAAGAUCCGAGUGAAUGGAAAGGACAAAACAAAGGAUGAAUUCCACUUGCACUUAAAAGAAGCAUGCUAUAAAAAUAGCCCAACUUCGUUAGAAAUACUUAAAGAAGAAAAGAAAAACUUCUUCGGGUUUGAAAAAUCCCUUCUUUUUCUUCUUUUCGACUAUAAACGUUGGAAUCGUCCAACGCGAUAUAUAAAAAACAAUCGAUUUGAAAAUGCGGUAAGAAAUGAAAUGUCACAAUAUUUUUUUUAUACAUGUCAAAAUGAUGGAAAACAAAGAAUUUCUUUUACAUAUCCACCCAGUUUAUCAAUUUUCUGGGAAAUGAUACAAAGAAAGAUUUCUUUGGAUACAACAGAAAAAUUCUUAUAUGAUGAUGAACUAUCCAAUAAUUGGAUUUCUACAAAUGAACAAAAAAGAAACAGUUUAAGCAAUGAAUUAAAUAAUAGAAUUACGGUUCUAGACAAAGACAUUUUUUAUAUAGAUGUACUCGAUAAAAAAACAAGAUUAUGCUUAGAAAACAAAAUAGUAAAUUAAUAAAAAAAUGGAUACAUAGAAUAAAUACCAAAAAAGAUACGAGGAGAUUCGACCCCCUCCUACAUACUUAAUACCCUCCCCUACAAAAAAACUGGUAACACCAAAACCAUUCGGAAUCCCAUCAAUUAUUCGUCUAUCAAAAGCAGAAAUUAGUUCAGCUAAAGCUCUUACACCCUUAAUUAAGAAUAUUUCAUAAAAAGCAUCUAUAUAACCGCGGUUAGCAGACCAAUUAUAUAUUAUAUUUAAUAUUUUGUCCCCAAAAACUCUCUUUUGACCUUUUUUAUCAAAUGAAUUGAUUAAGUCAAAACUUUUUAACGAUGAAUAAAUGGGUUUAUACAAAAGGAAGGCUAUAAAUAUUCCUAAAUAGGCUAUACUCACCGAAAAAGUUGCAUUUAUCACAAAAUCAUACCAAUCUACGGAAUCAUUCGAAUUUGAAUGUAAAAGAUUUAUAGAUGGAUUUAACCAUUUAGUUAAUAUAUCCAAAUCCAUUUCUUCUUUAUUAAAUGGAAUUCCUAUGAAUCCAAUAAAAAAAGUAAACAGAAUCAAUACAAUCAGAGGAAAUAACAUAGUAUUGUCCGAUUCAUGAGGAUAUAAAGAAAUAUUCUUAUUGGCAAAAUCAGUAAUAGUAAGAAAAGGUCGCAUCAUUUUUCGGAAAUUUCUAUCAAUUUGAUAUGGUUUUUUCGAAAAGAAAUGAGUCUUUUCUUUAUUAUUCAGUGUUAAUAAGGUUAAUAAAGGAAAUUUUGGAUUAAUGCUUUUUAAUUCUUUUUUACCCCAUAAAGAUAUUGAAUAAAACGAACUACUUUUUUUUCCACUGUAAUUUUUAAAAAAAAGGUUUAAAUGGCCUUCAAACGUAAGUAAAUAGAUUCGAAACAUAUAAAAGGCGGUUAAUCCAGCUGUGAAAUAAGCUAUUAUUGCAAAAAUUGGCGAAUAGAUCCAACUAUCAUUAAGAAUUUCAUCUUUGGACCAAAAACAAGCAAGCGGUGGAAUACCACAAAGAGAAAGUGUACCUAUUAAAAAAGCAUUUUUUGUAAUUGGCACAUGUUUUGUUAACCCCCCCAUAAGAAUCAUAUUCUGACUUUUAUCCGGAGAAUAUCCAACAAUAGUUUCCAUUGAAUGAAUAAUAGAUCCGGACCCUAAAAACAAUAAUGCUUUUGAAUAAGCAUGAGUAAUCAAAUGAAAUAAAGCCGCUCGAUAAGAACCCAUACCUAGAGCUAACAUCAUAUAACCCAAUUGAGACAUUGUAGAAUAAGCUAAACUUCGCUUAAUGUCUUUUUGAGCAAGAGCUAAAGUCGCGCCUAAAAGUACUGUUAUUAUACCUAUAAAAGAUAUUCCAUACAUUAUGUAAGGUAUAACUAUGAAAAGAGGAAGCAGUCGAGCGACUAGAAAAAUUCCCGCUGCUACCAUGGUAGCAGCAUGUAUAAGAGCUGAAAUAGGGGUAGGUCCCUCCAUAGCAUCGGGUAACCAUACAUGAAGGGGAAAUUGGGCAGAUUUAGCAAUUGCACCAGCAAAUAAUAAGAAAGCACAUAAAAUACAAAAUAAGGAAUUGACCUGAUUAGCAUUAAUUAAGUUAUUGAAUAUUUCAAACAAAUCCCGAAAUUCGAAACUACCUGUUAUCCAAUAAAGACCUAAAAUUCCUAAUAAUAAACCAAAAUCUCCUACACGAUUAGUCACAAACGCUUUUUGACAAGCAUUUGCGGCAAUAGGCCUUGUGAACCAAAAACCUAUUAAUAGAUAUGAACACAUUCCAACUAAUUCCCAAAAAAUAUAAAUUUGUAUCAAAUUUGAACUAGUAACUAAACCCAACAUCGACGUAUUGAAAAAACUCAUAUACGCAAAAAAUCGCAAAUAUCCCUGAUCAUGAGACAUAUAAUUAUCACUAUAAAUAAGAACCAGAAUUGCAACAGUAGUAAUUAACAUUGACAUAAUAGAAGUAAGUGGAUCGAGCAAGUAGCCAAAUUCUAAAGAAAAAUCAUUAUUAAUGGUCCAAGACCAGACAUAUUGGUAAAUAAAAUUACUAUUUAUUUGCUGAAUAGACAGAUUCAUCGAAAAAACCAUAACUAUACUUAACAACGAAAUACUCGAAAAAGCCCAUAUCCGUCGAAGAUUUUUUGUUGCUAUCGGAAAAAAGAAAAGUCCAGCUCCUAUUAACAAAGGAACUGGAAGUGGAAGUAAGGGUAUGAUCCAUGCAUAUUGGUAUAUAUGUUCCAUAAUAGAAUAGAAAAUUUUUAUAUUUUAUUUUUUUGUAUUUAAUUAAUAUUUAUUUUUUUGUUUACGAUUCAUAGGCUCUUGCCUCUUUUGAAAGAAAUCAAUAAAAAAAUUAAGAUAUCUAAUAACUUAAAUCGAAAUAGAAUUUUUUUUUGUUUUUUUCAAGUCGAUAUCAAAUAUUAAUAUUGAUGUGGAAGUAUUUUUUUAAUAUUCAAACCACGAAAUUAUAAUUGGUCAAAUUCAAAUAAUGUAUUUGUUAGUAAAAGUGAAUACGUAAGAAUAAAUGCAAAAUAUUGCAUAGGAAGAUAAAACAAAUUCCACUUUCAUUUCGAUUUAAGUUAUUUCGAAAAUAUAUUCAGAAUUUCAGAAUUAAAGGCUAAACAAAAUCUUAAAAUCUAUUAAAAGAUCUAAUAAAGUCAAUAAUGAUAAAAAAAAUGAAAUAUUUUUAAUAAUUUAUUUUGUAGGUUAUUCACAAUUAAUAACUUAUUUUAUGCAAAAUGAUUUGAUUGUCUUCUAUUCCAAACAAAAACAUAGAAAAACUUCUAUUUUUUUAGUUAUCGAUUUUUUAUAUCGGUUACUUUAACUUUACUUUCUAGUUUCUAUAACAUAGAAUAAAAAAAUGCCUAAAAUCUUGGAUCUUUUAAACAAAUUCAUUUAUUGAGAUCAUUUCAAUUUGAAAAUAAAAACUUCGAUAUAUUUUCAAAAAUGAAUUUAAGUUUUUCAAUUUAAAUCUAAUUUAAAGGUUGGGUUAUUAAAGUUUUCAAUGUGAUUUGCUACAUACAUGGAAAUUAAAUGUAACACAGCAAAAAGAAAUAGAAGAAAAAUAUAGAAAAUAUAUUUCUAGUUUAUAGUUAUAUUAUGUUUUUCCAUUUUCAAAAAUUGAAUAAUAGAGGGUAUCGUCUAGAAUCUAAAUACAUAGAUAAUUAAUAGAAAACAAAGAUUCGUUUGAACACUAGAUGUCUUUCACAUCCAAAA
Amaranthus tricolor (Joseph's coat) is the source of this 4714-nucleotide messenger RNA. Its product is annotated as protein TIC 214-like. The record is from RefSeq and is a predicted model, not a curated record. Gene Ontology annotation, cellular component: membrane. Bases 137 to 1534 code for a protein of 465 amino acids. Lineage: Eukaryota; Viridiplantae; Streptophyta; Magnoliopsida; Caryophyllales; Amaranthaceae. The transcript has a single exon.